AAGAAGGGAAGAUGAAGCUGGUCGUUCUUGUGCUUUUGGGCGUGGUCCUCGUUGCCAUGGCAAUGGAUGAAGAACAGAAGCGGUGGCGCUGGGGACAGGACGCGUCCAUGAUUUCUCGGAUGUCGUCCCCCCAGUACUACUGGUUUAGGAACAGGAGAGGGGGGGACGUGUGUGUGAGCAGCUGGGAGAAGUGUGAGUUCUGCCAGUGUUCCUGCUGCAGCAAGAAGUGUCUCCGCACGUGGACGCCCAUGCAGCGCGGGAUUGACGUCACUGGUUGGUGUGUCCCGGAUGACUGGGAGUGUGACGUCACCGAAAACUCCCUUCUCGCCAAAUGCGUCACGACCCUGUGAAGUCACGUGAUCGCACGUCUGUAGGCGUUCUACGCAUGCGUCCCGAACUUUCAUGUCAUAUCUCAUGAAAGAUACAAACAAAAUGAAGCCUAGUUUCAUUCGACCCUCACAUGAAGCACCAUAGCUAAUAGUACGUAGACUUCCCUCAGAUAAUGUUCCUGAAAUUCAUUACACGAUCAACGACGUAAGUUGUAAAUGUACCGUCAGGCACAUGCUGUACCAUAGAAGUCCGCUAGGAGGCGAGAGCAACGUUUUACAGAAUGAAAUUUAGACUAUCCUUGUAGAAACAGACCCCCUCUCCAAAACAAUAAUUUAACGUUUAUGUAUUUGCACGCAUAUAGUUGUAAAUGUACCGACAGACACUUGCUGCACCAUAGAAGUCCGCUAGGAGGCAACAGCAACGUUUUACAGAUUGGCAUUUAGACUACCCUGAAACAGACCCCGCUCCUCAAACAAUAAAAAGAAAAUGCAUGGAAAUUCAACGUUUACGUCGUACCAUGAUUAAACUUCGGUACACUGAAUCUAUAUUUGCAUGUUCAUGACCACGGGGCUAAAUGCAUACAUCAGAGUAUGACGUUACAUGUAUAUCAUACUAAGUAACAUAAUACAUAGGCCUAGGAUAGAAGGAUAAAAGCAUAUAAACAAUUAGAAAAUAAGAAGGCUUAUUUGUUCACACUAUAACGUUCUCAUGAUUGAUUGUGUUCUUUUAUUCCUACACAAGAAGGCUGAUAUGUGUUAGGUGAUAAAUAUCAUCGGGCAAUAAAAACUCUUCUCCAGACAUGGCUAUGGUGUCAGUGAUUUUUGGCGACGUCUCAGGGAGGAGCCCAAUGGUACAGUAUUGUGUGCAGUUUGCAAGAAUUCUAGGAAUGGUACAGACAUUUUGUCCACAGGAAUGGAAUGUCCACAGGCAUGUCUCUGACCCACAU
This is a messenger RNA of Branchiostoma belcheri (Belcher's lancelet), 1276 nucleotides long. RefSeq lists its product as uncharacterized. Lineage: Eukaryota; Metazoa; Chordata; Leptocardii; Amphioxiformes; Branchiostomatidae. The transcript is spliced from 4 exons. The record is from RefSeq and is a predicted model, not a curated record. The coding region runs from base 12 to 350 and encodes 112 amino acids.